Molecule: messenger RNA, 1498 nt
Organism: Rhincodon typus (whale shark)
Lineage: Eukaryota; Metazoa; Chordata; Chondrichthyes; Orectolobiformes; Rhincodontidae
Product: acyl-coenzyme A thioesterase 1-like
Exons: 3
Coding region: 1-915 (304 amino acids)
Biological process (GO): fatty acid metabolic process; acyl-CoA metabolic process
Molecular function (GO): fatty acyl-CoA hydrolase activity
Source: RefSeq, a predicted model, not a curated record
AUGUCAACAGACUGUCAGGCAGUUAAAGUGAAAGCAACUGGAAUUAAUUCAGAAAAGUGUGAAGUAAUGUACUUUAAGAGGUCUAACGAGACCAGGAAUUACACUAUGAAUGGUCGGAUCCUGGAAAGUGAUGGUCCAUUUCCAGGGAUCGUUGAUCUGUACGGGUCAGUUGGUGGGAUAGUUGAGCACCGAGCUAGUCUCUUGGCAAACCAUGGAUUUCUGACACUGGCUUUAGGGUAUUUGAGCUUUGAUGACCUCCCAAAGGAUUUUACAAAUCUUGAUCUGGAAUAUUUUGAAGAAGCUGUGAACUUCUUGAGAAGCCAUCCAAAGGUUAAGGGUCCAGGAGUUGGAGCAAUAGGAAUUUCAAAAGGAGGAGAUCUAGUUCUAUCAAUGACCACAUUUUUGCAACAUGUGAUAGCAGCAGUUAGUAUUGGUGGAUGCAAUGCUAACACAUUGGGGAACCUGCACUACAAAAACAUCACUCUUCCUGGUCUCGGUGUUACUUUAGAAAGAGUCAAAUUUUUAGAAUCCAAGCUGAUUGAUAUCUCUGAGGUGACAAAUAACCCAAUGGAGGAAGAAAACAAAGAUUGUGUUAUCCCAGUUGAAAAGGCUGAGGGGCACUUUUUCUUUGCGGUUGGAGAAGAUGACAAGAAUUGGAGAACUCCACUCUAUGCUCAGCAGGCUGUUGAAAAACUGGAAGAAAAUGGCAAAACAAAUUAUGAACUUAUUACUUAUCCUGAGGCUGGACAUCUCCUGGAGCCCUCAUAUUUUCCAUUUUGCUAUGCUUCUUUUCAUCGGUUGGUGGGACAGCCUGUGGUAUGGGGAGGGACAAUGAAGCCACAUGCACUGGCACAGAUAGAUCUGUGGCCAAAGAUCCAGUCAUUUCUACGAAAACAUCUUGAACUUCAGAACUAGUGGUGAAACUAUUCAGUCUUCACAUUCCAAAGUUAGCAAAUAAAUUGUGUUUUUUGGAUUUACAUUAAUCCAAGUUAAUUUGUCAUAAGUUAGCAAAACAGAUUUCUUUUUAUAUAAUUGUAUUUUACUCCACAUUUAAAUAUGUUUUAAAUAUUGUUUUGCAAUGCAAAAAUUGUAUUUGUUACUUACUGAAUUCCAAAGCUCCGCCGUAAUUUUUAACUGCUACUUAUACUUUAGCAAUGACAUUUGACUGAGUAAAAUUUUAUAGAGCGAAACAAUUUUUGAAUUAAAUGCAAGAUUUUCUGUAUGAAUGCCAUUUCUCAAGUGCCUCAGGAUAAACAGAAUUUCAGUGUUGGUCCUUGAAGUUUUGAAACUAAAUAUUAGGGAUUGGUAAAUACCAUUAGCUUUUUAUCAAUUUAACAUGAAUGAAUGUAAAAUCAUGAACUGGAGAAUUUAGAAACAGAAAACCCCCUCCCAGCUGAAUAGCAUUCAAUGUAAAAUAUUCACCAGUAUAUAUUGUUUGAAGCCUAACAGAUGAAUUUUCUCUCCCUUUCUUUCAUCAAUAAAUGUGAUUUUUAAAAAA